Molecule: messenger RNA, 1121 nt
Organism: Python bivittatus (Burmese python)
Lineage: Eukaryota; Metazoa; Chordata; Lepidosauria; Squamata; Pythonidae
Source: RefSeq, a predicted model, not a curated record
GGCAAAGAGGAAGGAGCAGGAGCAAGGGACGGCGGCGGCAGGAGCAGGAGCAGGAGGAGGAGUGAUGAGUCAACUAAUAAUUUAAUGGGGACAGAGCGAGCGAGAGGGAGAGAGGGCGAGAGCGAGCAAGCCAAGCUGCGUCCGGGGGACACACACACACACACACAGCCCAGUAACAUCCAGCAACAACCACCAAACCGGCCUAAAUAACUGUUAUAGCCAGCCGAGGGACAACAAGAAUUUGAAAUCUCACAGGAUUAAUUUAUUAUUGUUUUUUGGACUUAGAAAUCAUCAUCAUCCUUCUUCAAGACAUCGGUCUGCAAAGGAAAUCUCCUUUGUUUCCAUUAUUUAUAUGCUGUCAAGUUUUGAAGUGGUGAUCUUUAGAGGCGGGACUGAGUAUGGAUCAUUUGAACGAGACAACUCAGGGGAAAGAACAUUCAGAAAUGUCUAACAAUGUAAGCGAUCCGAAGGGUCCACCAGCCAAAAUUGCCCGCUUGGAACAGAAUGGGAGCCCAUUAGGAAGAGGAAGACUUGGAAGUACAGGAACUAAAAUGCAAGGAGUGCCUUUAAAACACUCUGGACACCUGAUGAAAACACAAACUAGAAAAGGAACCAUGCUUCCAGUUUUCUGUGUUGUGGAACAUUAUGAAAACUCCAUUGAGUAUGAUUGCAAGGAAGAACAUGCAGAAUUUGUUUUAGUAAGGAAGGACAUGUUAUUCAACCAGCUGAUUGAAAUGGCAUUAUUAUCACUUGGAUAUUCUCAUAGCUCUGCUGCCCAAGCAAAAGGACUGAUCCAGGUGGGGAAAUGGAACCCAGUUCCUCUAUCCUAUGUAACAGAUGCUCCUGAUGCUACAGUAGCUGACAUGCUGCAGGAUGUUUAUCAUGUGGUCACACUGAAAAUCCAGUUGCACAGUUGCCCUAAACUAGAAGACUUGCCUCCUGAACAAUGGUCUCACACAACAGUAAGAAAUGCUCUGAAGGAUUUAUUGAAGGAUAUGAACCAGAGUUCAUUGGCCAAGGAGUGUCCCCUUUCACAGCUUGAGACUAAGGGACACCUAAUUCAUUUUGGAGACAGAUUUGCACUUGGAACUUCCUGAUUUACAGCUUGGUCUUGAUUCUGA